AGCAUCGGUGUCUGCCAGCGUGCGUCUGUGUGUGUCCAUCUGUAUCUGUGCCUUCAUGCAUUUGUGUACUUAUGUGGUUUAAACACAACAAGGAUUAGCAGUAGACGCAAGGGACACAAACACAGUUUUGGACUGUUACACUUCCUGAUUCCUCUGCCUUGUCAUGGUCACCAGCUCUACCCACAAUGCCUGUGUUUUACUCACCUGUUCCCGAGAACCUGCAGUUGGGUCUGGCCUACAUGGGAGGCUCUGUGUUCACCAACAACAGGACAGCAGACAGCGACUUCACCAGGGAGCAGGAGGACGCCUCUGUGGUCAACGAGUUGGUUUCCCACCUUCCCCUGCAGAUGCUGCUGUACUUCAACAUGUUUUAUUUCCCCUGCUGGUGGUUUUCUGCUGUUUUCAUGUUGGAAGUAAAGUUCUAUUAUCUUCCCGGGUACUACCAGGCUCUGCUCAUAACUGGGAUGAUCCUCCUCACAGUCAUUGAAGUGGUCCGACUUUAUCUGGGCUACAUUGGCAACCUUAAAGAAAAGAUGCCAGAGCUGGCAGCCUUCUGGAUUCUGUCUUUCAUGUUCCAGCUGCCAGUGCUGCUGUUCUUCCUGACCGAUGAAGGAAUUAUCAUCCUGCCUCUAGAGAGAGCCGUCCACUCUCUCUACCUCCUCUUCCUGCUAGCCCAGAUCCUGGCCUCCUUCCUGGCACUUAGGACAAUGACACGAAAGCUCACCUUGCUCUUCCAUCUGCGCCAGUUUGGCAAAGUGGAGAGCUUCCACCAUGCAGGGCUGAGCCCUGUCUACGAAAUGAAGCCACAUAAAGUCUGACCAUGGAAAUUAUUUUCUACCCAGGGGCCACUAGUAGAUUCCUGGGGAGAGAGCAGCUUCAAUUCAAUUAAAACUGGAAGUUCGGUGACUCCUGAUCCAAUCAAGCUCUUGGCUCCAGUCCAUGACCAUGACGUGAAUGAUAAUGCCACUGAAGACAAUUGCAGAGACAGACAGAAACAUGAC
Molecule: messenger RNA, 1001 nt
Organism: Dicentrarchus labrax (European seabass)
Lineage: Eukaryota; Metazoa; Chordata; Actinopteri; Moronidae
Product: transmembrane protein 17A
Exons: 6
Coding region: 186-818 (210 amino acids)
Biological process (GO): non-motile cilium assembly
Cellular component (GO): ciliary transition zone
Source: RefSeq, a predicted model, not a curated record